Messenger RNA from Apis florea (little honeybee), 6652 nucleotides. RefSeq lists its product as uncharacterized. Gene Ontology annotation, biological process: signal transduction. The record is from RefSeq and is a predicted model, not a curated record. Lineage: Eukaryota; Metazoa; Arthropoda; Insecta; Hymenoptera; Apidae.
GCGUAUCAUCGGAGCAUACGCGAUUGGUGCACACGUGCAUUCGUGGUCCCGGUACGCGAACGCACAUCGAAAUUUCGUCACCUUGUUAAUUCCAGGAAUAUAUUGCACGAUCGAUCAGAAAAACUUUGACAUUUGGCAAAUGUCAGCGGUGUACCCCGGCGGAGUGGCUUCCGCAUAAUCGAAGCGUAGCUCGUGAUAAACGAUAAGAAAAAGCAAGUUACGGUUGAGUGUUUCUCUGUUUUUCGAUACACACGCACGCACACACGAGUAUCGCGGUUGUUUCCUUGGCUGUUGUGAUAUCCGAUCGAUUUCAAGGGAGACAUGUGAUCUCGCGUCGAAACGAGCAAGGAAUAGGAUCGAGAAGAAGCAUCAGCUUGACCGGUCGCUCAGAGGCUCGAAAGGGAUUCGAAGAUGGAUUGGGUGAGAAGGCAGGACAUUAAGGAGGAGUCACCGGAAACUCCUACCGCUCUGACACCGGAUGAGCCCGACGAGUCCUACUUCGAGGAAGACACCUCGAUAGACGAGGGCAUGGGUCUGGACAAUGUGAGCUCAGCGACCCUCAGGCCUUUCAACUCGGACAUCAACACGCCGAGGAUCGACAGUUAUAGGUUCUCCAUGGCGAAUCUGGAAGAUUCCCAGGAUGUCGAUCUGGACGCCAUCCUUGGCGAGUUGUGCGCUCUGGAGCGCCGCUGCGAUGGCGACAUCGCUUCCACACCUGCGCCCGACUCGCAGAGACAGGGCCGACCUAAUAGCACUAGAAUCACCGCUGGCGACAAUACCGAUAUCGGCAAAAACGAAGGAGCUAUGCGCACCGACAGUCCCGACAACGACAGCGCGUUCUCGGACACGGUGUCGAUGUUGUCCAGUGAGAGUUCCGCGAGCAGCAGCGGUUCCGGGCACAAACCACCUCAGACCGCCAUGCACACAGGUCCCCAGCAGCAAUCUCACCAACUCAUGGACGCCGCGAGCCGAGUGAAGGCAGAGAAGAUCCGGUUGGCGUUGGAGAAGAUGCGCGAAGCCAGCGUUCAGAAGCUGUUCAUCAAAGCGUUCACCUUGGACGGGAGUGGCAAAAGCUUGCUCGUAGACGAAGGAAUGAGCGUGGCGCACGUGUGCAGGCUUCUGGCCGAUAAGAAUCACGUGCCGAUGGAUCCAAAGUGGACGGUGGUCGAGCAUUUGCCCGACCUUUUCAUGGAAAGGGUAUACGAAGAUCACGAAUUGCUGGUGGAGAAUCUUUUACUGUGGACCAGAGACUCGAAAAACAAGCUGCUUUUCGUCGAGAGGCCAGAAAAGACCCAACUUUUCCUUACCCCGGAGAGAUUUCUUCUGGGUUUAUCCGACAGAAGUUGCGGCGAAUACGACGAUCACUCGCGCAAUAUCCUUCUCGAGGAAUUCUUUUCCAGCAGUAACGUUGGCGUGCCAGAGGUCGAGGGGCCAUUGUAUCUGAAAUCGGAUAGCAAGAAGGGAUGGAAGAGAUAUCAUUUUAUUCUUCGAGCGUCAGGCCUGUACUAUUGGCCGAAGGAAAAGGCUCGUACUGCUCGCGACCUCGUUUGCCUGGCCACCUUCGACGUGAAUCAAAUUUACUACGGUAUCGGGUGGAAAAAGAAGUACAAAGCACCGACAGAUUUUUGUUUCGCCGUGAAACAUCCGAGACUGCAACAACCGAAAUCGACAAAGUACAUCAAAUUUCUUUGCGCGGAGGAUAACGCGUCUUUGGAACGAUGGAUGGUUGGAAUCAGAGUGGCCAAGUACGGAAGACAGUUGAUGGAGAAUUACAGGACCCUGGUCGACGAGCUCGCUCAGGAGGAUCUCGAUAUGCUGGCCCACGCGAGGUCGUGUUCGGUCAGCUCGAUCGCCCCGCCGACUCAGAAUCAAACUCAGUACAACACGACCAACGACAACGCCCGCCAAUUCACGGAAAAUUCGAGGCACAACGCGGAAGUAGCCAAUGCUAGACAGUACGAAGGCCAGAGGCAAAGUUACAAUUCCGAGCAACGACAGAGUUACAAUAACGACGGUAGGCUGAGCAGAGCGAGCAGCUCGAGUUCCAGUGGAUGCCUGUCCGAUGGAGCGCCCAGUAGUUGCGAGGUGGCUUUCGAAUGCGGCGAGUUUCCAACGGGUACGAUAAAGAGGAAACCCUCGAUGAAUCCGAAAUUGCCGCUAACAUCGAUCACGAGACAAUUGAAGGAAGUGGGUGAGACGGUUCGCGACGAGCCAGAUUCGUGUCCCAGUCCGACCAGCUCGGGCUCCGGAACGUUGACCAGAAGGCACAGCCGGAGAAGGAGCGGCACCGACUCGGAUGGAUCCGGAACGUUGAAGAGACAUCACAGAUCGGGUAACGCGACCCCCGUCAGUCCCGUACCACCUGGCACUCCGGUCAGAGAAAGAGCGAGCCCUAUGGGGUACAACAACAACAGAUCGGAGAAUCAAGAAUCGAAAACACCUACGAGUCCUAUACCAUCGUGCAUGAUGGAUUCGAUCACUUCGUUACCACCGCCACCAUCGCCGUCGAGAGUGACGGAGGAGGCAGAAUCCGACAACGAGCCGCUCCCACCACCUCCGCCCGAGAUGUUCCGAUCGAAUCUCUCGUUGGACUCUUUGCCGCCCCCUCCAGCGCCCGGCGAACUGCCGGUAUGCAACACCCCGGAACUCACCGGUUCCUCGUUGAGUUUGGCGUCCCUUCCGCCACCCCCGAGCCCCCUGGUCGGCGAGACGGGAACGAUUCGUCGAGCCAGGCCCAAACAGUCUACGUCCUCGAGCUCGUCGAUGACGCCGGAAGGCACACCGACCCACGCGUCGUCCAAUCGACCGUCGAACAAUCAACAAACGUAUUCGAAUCCGGGCAACAACUCGGCGAUGCAGAACAGCCAGAGCUACGGUUCCUCGAACCCCGCGCAGAACGCUCUUCACGCGAGCAACGCCGUGAACUCGGUGUCGUCGCCGCACAGUUCCUAUCCAGGCUCGAGCGCCAGCACACCGACCUACGCCCCGAGCUCGCCGAACUUUGCCUCGCCCCCUCCCUUCGUCCCCCCGCCAGCCUACGGUUCCCAACAGCAACAACACGGAAGCAACGGUUCCUCCAGCCUGACGAGGCAAAACUCGAAGAUCGAGUCGAUGUACGGUGGCCACCAGCACAACACAGUGAUCCAGCCAAUCAGGCAACCGAACAUGGACACGGUGAGGCGAAGCGCGAUGAAGCAAGGAUCGGGCCACUACGCUGCCCCUCCCUAUCUGGCGGAGUUGAAGGCCGCCUCGAGUCCCCAGCCGCAACGAAGGGUCACCAUUCAAGAGCCGCCUACGUCGCCCAAGUCGAAGACCGGCACAGGGAAGAAGAUCACGUUCAACCUUCCCCCGCAACAGGAGCCGGGCAGCCCCGCUUUGCCGCAGAGGAAACCGAUGCCGCCCAGGAGGUCGGACAGCACGAGGCUCACGUCACCCAAGAAGCUGGCAGCCUCGGAUCAAGCGCCACCCGGCGAUUUCCUCAAGGAUCUUCAACGAGUGAUGAGGAAAAAGUGGCAAGUGGCGCAGAAGUGCAAGCUCGACUCGACCACCACCCCUCACGAGGUGCUCGGUUUCCGACCACCCCCCGCCGUGGCCGAUUACAGGGAGACGAACGUGUCGAACUGGGUUCAGGAACACUACGGGGCCGACAAUCUGUACGAGAACGUGUACGCGACGGAUCCUCACGCGCCCGUCGAGUACGCGUCCAGCCCCGCGCGGCAAUCGAGCGUGAGGUUCGCGGACGAGAAUCGCAGCAUCAACAUCGUGAACGCGAUCGCGAGUAAACGAAGGCCGCCACCGCCACCGCCCAAAAGGGCGGAGACCACCCAUCUGACCACAACCAGGGCGAUGCACUGACAAUAGCAGAUACUCCAGCCCCAUCCCGAGAGGCGAUGGUUUUGCUGUUUGUGCAGCUGGUGGAAGGGUUAGGCAGGGCUAGGGCGAGGCCGCUUCCUUGCUCUGCGAUCUCGGCACCACUAACUGCUCUGCUCCGCAGUUCUGUCUGUCCAACGCGGAUGUCCGUCGACCCUCCUCCUCCGAGGAAAACAGGCGACGACGAAGCGGGGAGGGGGAGAGGAAAGCGGAGACGAUUAUCGUAUUAUCCUUAUCCUCGAGAAGAGAAGAGUUCGGCUUUUUUGCGUUGUUGGCGUUCGCGUCGCCCUACAGUUUUUGCUUGAUAGAAUCGGCUUCUGGAACGAUCGCUUCGAAACGAUCCUUUUUUUUCUUCUUUCUUUCUUUCUUUCUUUCUUUCUUUCUUUUUUUGGACAGUGUUCGCUAAAGGAAACCUGCGACCUGUCGCCUCUAGGAUAAAAUAAUAAUACUAAUUUGUGUACAUUUUAAGGCCUCGCGGACGAAAGUGUCACGCGAUCGAUACUGCCAAUCCGAUGAUCACGAUGAUCACGUGCGUCGAGUCCCGAGUGCGGCUCGAACGGUAUAGGAGAAUUUUCUUUUUCUUUUUCUUUUAUAUAUAUAGCGACGAGUUUGGUAUGAUCGCAAAUCGAAGCUGAAACGAGUUUUCGAUGUCAAACAUCGAUUCUCAGCGCCGAGUCCUUCUCGACUCGCCGAUCAAAUUUAUUCUUGGGCGUUGGAGAAGCAAAUAUUGCCGCACAUAUUAUUGACGAUGUGAUAUAAUAAAUCUUAAGCUGCUAAUUUCGUUGUCCCCGUUUUGGAAACGACCGAGACGAUUGAUUCCGACCGAUUUCGCUUAGCUUCGAUCUGGUCGGGGAUGCGAAUCCUCUCGGUUUCGAGGCGAUCGAAUUUCGAAACGAUUAAAAGUAAGAAAAGAAGGAAGAAGAAGAAGAAGAAGAAGAAGAAAAAGAAAAAGAUAAAUACACGAGAAUCGUGUGGUCGUAUCUCUGUGUGCAAAUUUUGUAAUCCAGAGUUUAAUAACUUAGGCUUUUAGCUAAAGUAUCUCUGAUGCUGGCUGACGCGUUAAGAAAAUUCGCGUUUAAUAGGAAGAUGGACGGUUUUUUCCUUUCUUUUUUUUUUCUUUUUCCUCCUUGCGUUGUUCCAAUUACAAUAACAAUUGUAUUUUCGCGACGCGGUUAAAAGGAAUGAUGAAAUCGGGACAAAAAUUUUGUUCACGGGGAAGAGGAUGCUUCUCGUCAGACAGACACACAUACUCGAAGACACACACGCACACACACACACACACCGUACACAUACACACACACACUCGGUUCGCACGAGACACACGCAAGAUGACAAGUAUUGCGUUUCCUUUUUUUUUUGAAAACGUACUCGUACAUAAGUGUGUAUGUAUAUAAAUGAAACAUGAUGUAUGAGCGUUUAUAUGGAUAUAUCGACUUUUUGAUGCUGUAUGUUUAGAUCGAUAUCGUACGAUAUUACGAAAUAUCCUCUGCGACGCGUGAAGCACGAUAAAGCAUGAUCCAUUCGACAGUUGGACGCCAUGGACGCGCCGCGAUCCUCGUCGAGGCUCUGCUACGAACGCGUACGCAUACACGAUUACGAAUACGCUAAAUUUUUUCGACAAAAAAAAACGCCACUUUCUUAUUCUCGACUCUCUUUCAAAAGAAAAGAAAAAAAAGAAAAAAAGAAAAAAAUUUCACUCCACGACUCGACAUAUCUUUUCGUUCGACGUACCAUCUUCGUUCCCGUUUCGCUGCCUCGAUCCGUAGCUAAAUUAUCGAUCGAAACUCGAAACACCGAUGACUCUGACUUUAAAAGCUCCGAAGCUUUUCAAUAAUUUCGUCGUCUUCGAUCGACAGGAAAGAAACGCGUGGACUUUGGAAAUUGUAUCUGUUUGUUUACCGAGCUCGAACACUUCGUUUCGAUAUCUUCUGUGCACCGACUACGUGCAAGUCUACUUUGAUCCAUCCCUUCGAUAUAUCUCAUCUAACCGAGUUUCGAUAUCGUCGACGUGAUUUGGUACGCGAUCGAGUAGUGUUUUUUCUUUUGUUCUUUUUUUUUUUUUUUUUAUUCGACAUACAUAUCAAAGUAAUUUUUCAAGUAGAUUCCACGAUCGAUUUGUACCAAAUCAGAAACGUUUACAGAUUUUAACGCAGCAAAUAUUUCGCUCGAGUUCUAUCGACUUUUCUAUCGACCAUGCGCACCGUUCGUCUACUUCGAUCCUCCCGAUCGAUGAAUCGUGCCAGAACAUUACGUUCAUUUUAUAUUUGUAUCGAUUAAGAGCAAUAUACGAGGAACUGGAUUUCGACGAUUUACAACUCUUUCAUCAACGACUGAAGGCCUCUCGUUGACCUUACUUUUUUAUAUCGAACUAUCGAUGGGAGUUACAUCUCCUAUAUAGAAUUUCACAGAGUGCGUUACUCCUUUUUCGACUCCUUUUAACUUGGAAAGUUAAGCGUAUUCGGGUAAGGAAACGAAAAGAAAAGAAAAAAAAAAAGAAAAAAAAAAAAGAAAAAAGAAAAAAGGAAAAAAAAGAAACAAUGGAAUGAAAUAUAUAUAAAAGAUAAAAAAAAGGGGGAAGGAGUCUCGUCGAGUUGCAAGCUUUUUACAAGACAUUUAAACGAUAUUUACCGAAAGAAGCGACGAAGAUGCGAAGAUAUUUUCUACUAAUUCAAUUUUGAUACGAAUGGACAAGAUGACAAAGGGGGAAUUUUUUACGCGUAUCCAGUGCCUCUCCUGGUGAGCUUUUUUUCCUAAUCGUUCCAACACGCGACACGCGACAACA